GUGAAAUACCAAAGAAGCAGCCUGCAGGGUUUCUCCCCAGCCCACAAAUAGUAAACUUCAGAGGGAGAGGGAGAGAGUGAGCUCAGGAGAGCGCCAACGAGCAAGCAAACCUGAGCAAACAUUGAGUUCUGCAGCUGGCAAUUUGUAAAGCUCAGAGGAUGAAUGGGCCUCAUCUUAAAGAUGGCCAGGAUUCCUAUACAUCUAACCUCAGGAAACCUCCAGUGAAGCAGGUUAAUGUUUGGCCGCACAGCAGCAGGUUUGGAGUUACCAACUUGUCCCCAAAAUUUUUCUUUUGCCUCUCUGUCGCCUUGCUGUGCCAAGCAGGCAUGCUCUGGGGGCACCCCCAGUGCCUGGACUACGGACCCCCUUUCCAGCCCCCUUUCCACCUGGAGUUCUGCUCUGCCUAUGAAACCUUUGGCUGCUGUGACCAGGAUAAGGACAACAGCAUUGCAGCUAAAUACUGGGAGAUCAUGGAUUACAUUGAUCUCCAGGGCCACGAGCUGUGUGGAGAGUAUAUCAAGGAUAUCCUGUGUCAGGAGUGUUCCCCAUAUGCUGCACAUCUCUACGAUGCAGAAAACCCCCAGACACCUCUUAGGAACCUCCCAGGACUUUGCUUUGACUACUGCUCUGAGUUCCAUUUCAAUUGCCGCUCUGCUAUUACACUGCUGACUAACGAUAAACACAUUCAAGAAUGCUGUGAGAGGAACAAAACCCGCUUCUGUAACCUCCUUAACAUACAGGACCAAGACUAUUGCUACCCUAAUGUGCUGAAAAACACAGACCUCAAUAGCAACCUGGGGUCAGUAGUGGAGGACCCCAAGGGCUGCCUUCAGCUGUGCCUGAAAGAGGUUGCUAAUGGGCUGAGGAAUCCAGUACUGAUGCUCCAUGCUAAUGACAACACGCACCGCGUAUUCGUAGCUGAACAGGUGGGGAUCAUCUGGGUCUACUUGCCUGAUGGGAGCCGAUUGGAGGAUCCCUUUCUAGAUAUUAAGAAAAUAGUGUUGGCUAGCCCAUGGAUAGGGGAUGAGAGGGGUUUCCUAGGAAUGGCCUUUCACCCCAAGCACAAACACAACAGAAAAUUUUACAUCUAUUAUUCAUACAUGGACAAGAAGAAAGCGGAGAAGAUCCGGAUCAGUGAAUUCAAAGUUUUAGCAUCUGAUGUCAACAAAGCUGAUCCACGCUCAGAAAGGAGUCUUUUGGAGCUUGAAGAACCAGCUGCAAAUCAUAAUGGGGGGCAGCUCCUCUUUGGCCUGGAUGGUUAUCUGUAUCUGUUCAUUGGGGACGGAGGGAAAGCUGGAGACCCUUUUGGAAAAUUUGGGAAUGCUCAGAACAAGAGUACGUUACUAGGAAAAGUUUUACGGAUAGAUGUGAAUGGAAAAAGCCCAGAUGGAAAGCCAUAUCGCAUCCCACCGGAUAACCCCUUUGUCUCAGACCCCAAAGCUCUCCCUGAGGUCUAUGCCUACGGGGUCAGGAAUAUGUGGCGCUGUGCUGUUGAUAGAGGGGACCCAGUCACUCACAAGGGACGGGGGAGAAUAUUCUGUGGUGAUGUUGGACAGAACAGGUUUGAAGAAGUUGACAUCAUUGUUAAAGGAGGGAACUACGGCUGGAGAGCUAAGGAGGGAUUUGAAUGUUAUGACAUAAAGCUUUGCUAUAAUUCCUCUUUAGAUGACAUUCUUCCGAUAUUUGCCUAUGGCCACAGUGUGGGGAAGUCAGUCACUGGAGGAUACGUGUACCGGGGUUGUGAUUCCCCAAACCUGAAUGGCCUCUACAUUUUUGGUGAUUUCAUGAGUGGUCGACUUAUGGCUUUGCAGGAAGAUGAGAGGGAAAAUAAAUGGAAGAAACAAGAUAUUUGUAUUGGUAGCACUAAAGCCUGUGCGUUCCCUGGGCUGAUCAGCUCUUACAACAAAUUCAUCAUCUCCUUUGCUGAAGACGAGGCAGGGGAGCUUUAUUUUAUGGCUACUUCUUAUCCCAGUGCCUAUGCACCCCAUGGAUCUAUCUACAAAUUUGUUGAUCCUGCAAGGAGAGCUCCACCUGGGAAAUGUAAACACAAGCCUAUUCCAGUGAAAACAAAGAGUAAGCGUAUCCCAUUUGCUCCUCUAGCAAAGACUGUCCUUGAACUGCUUAAUGAACCCACAACAACCAAGCCUCCCAACACAUCCUCCAUCUCCACAGGAGCCACCCCAACAACUUCUUCCAAAAAACCCAAGAAGCCAGCUUCCCCAAAAAGCUCCACCAAGCUAUCAGCAGUGAAGCCAACUGUGUCUGGCAAGAAGAGGCAGGCCAAAGGAUCCAAGACUAAACUGGAUCCAGCAGAAGAGAAGACAAAGGCUCGAAAGGUAUCCAAAGCAUCACGUGUGACAUCUUUGCCAGACAGGAAAGGUUCCCAGCUAACCAGAGCCAAGAAGAAACUUCUCCCCAAGAAAACAGCAGCAGCUAAGGAGAAAAAACAGAAGAAAAAAGGGGUCAGAUCAAGGAGCUCCCUCUGAACACAAGAGAACUCCCAAUGGGCCAAAAAGAAAGCAAGUGAUUGAGAAAAAGACGACCAGUUUGCGUUGUGGACUGGAGUUUUCCAACACAGACCUUAUUAGAAGAAUCAGACCUGUGUGCAGUUUUUAUGCCAUAACAUGUUCAUAAGAUUAUGUGGGGGAAAAUUCAGUCUUGGUGAAUGCGUACUACUUCAUGAGUUUAGCAUGAAUGGACUAUAUGUCCUGUUAUAACUUUAACUGCAGCAAGCUUUUCCCCGACUCAUAAGUUUCAUAUUCUUUGCAAAUCUUGCUUUGAAGGCCAUUUCCUGACAUUAGCAGUUAUACAAAGCCUCCACUGACUUCAGUGACAGUCCCACAGGUGCAAUGAGGGUAGGAUUUGGUUUUCAGGCAUUUGGAUUUUUAACCUUCAAGGGGUGCUGCCUGAAUAAGGAUUGCAAGAUUAGGCAGCAGGUAUCUAUUGGUGGGCUUAACUGGUUAUGAGGGGGUUCAUAUUUUAAUCACAGUAUAUGGAAUAAAUACAUUGAAGUUGGCUAAUUUUUUUGGUCAGUAUUUUAUCAUCCUUUGCCACUGAAUUUCUUAUCUGUCAAAAUACAUUUUUUAAAAGAAUCACCUUCUAUUAAA
This is a messenger RNA of Chelonoidis abingdonii (Abingdon island giant tortoise), 3107 nucleotides long. It is a transcript of the gene HHIPL2, whose product is annotated as HHIP like 2. Lineage: Eukaryota; Metazoa; Chordata; Testudines; Testudinidae. The record is from RefSeq and is a predicted model, not a curated record.